This is a messenger RNA of Branchiostoma belcheri (Belcher's lancelet), 2007 nucleotides long. Its product is annotated as solute carrier family 46 member 3-like. Gene Ontology annotation, cellular component: membrane. Lineage: Eukaryota; Metazoa; Chordata; Leptocardii; Amphioxiformes; Branchiostomatidae. The record is from RefSeq and is a predicted model, not a curated record. Bases 154 to 1590 code for a protein of 478 amino acids. The transcript has 9 exons. Gene Ontology annotation, biological process: transmembrane transport. Gene Ontology annotation, molecular function: transmembrane transporter activity.
AGUAUAUUCCGGAAAUGAACAGUGUGCAGGUGAAGAUCACAUGUUUCAUAAUCCCUGCGCCACACUUCAGCUUCAGAUAGGUCCGUGUGCCAGGUAACGUACGUUAACCGCGAAGUACGUAAGAAGUACGCUCAGUUUACAUCCAGGAGGACAAUGGCAGUGUCGGAUGUGUUUGCCUGGCUGCGGAAGUACCUGACAGUAGAGCCAGUGAUGCUGUUAUACAUGACUGGUGCAUUCCUGCAGUCCCCAAUACUGCAGCAGCUGGUCUACCAGAAAAUCUGCAUCCAGAAAUACAAUAAUACCAACCUCUGCAGUAACCUUAGUGGGCAUAAAACAGAGGAGAAGUUUGUGGAGACAACGGCAUCUCAGUAUCUCUUGUACCUGAAUGUCGCCAAUGUCAUCCCGUCAGUGCUGGUCUUGUUCUUCCUCGGAUCGUGGACGGACAGGUUCGGACGUAAAACUGCCAUGGUCAUGCCGUCCGUCGGAGCCUUGAUUAGUGCUACAAACCUCAUCAUUCAGUCGACGUACAUCUACGCUGCCCUACCUUACCUCUUCAUCGGAUCCAUCGUGGCAGGGCUGACAGGAGGCUAUGCCUGUGUGCUGAUGACAACCUACACAUACAUCACAGAUAUCACAGACAACAACACACGCACAUGGAGGAUCGGCAUCCUGGAGGCAAUGACAGGUUUGGGGGCAACCAUCGGAUCAGCCCUCGGUGGAGUCAUGGUGGACGAACUCGGCUUCAUGUCUGUGUUCAUCCUCUACCUCGUCUUGAAUGCUGUCUCAAUAGUCUACAUUGUGUUUUGGCUGAAAGAAACAGUACAGAAAAACACGGGAAGUGUCCAGGAAGAGGAUGACGACUCUGCAGGGGGUAAGAUAACUGCGCUGGUCAACAUUGAGAAUGUGAAGAGAUGGGGGAGAGUCAUCUGCAAGCCGAGGGAGAAAAGAGGACGACUUCACAUCAUUCUGCUGCUCAUCGCUUUCUUCAUAAGCAUCAUGAUAUUUAUGGGCUGGAGUGACAUCGGGUUCCUGUUUGUGAAGUACCAGCUGGGUUCCAAGUGGACCAGCACCCUGUAUGGGACCUUCCUGGCUGUCACGGGAGUCCUGGCGUUUGUAGGUCUGUCAGUGUUCCUACCUCUGAUGUCACGUUUCCUGGGUGACACUAAGCUGGGACAGGUGGGCAUGCUAUCCAGGGCUGCCAGCAACAUCACAGUAGCCUUCACCACAACUGUUUGGAUGCUUUUCCUAGGUUCUGUAAUGGGAAUGUUUUCUGGGUUUGGUGCUGCUUCUUUAAGGUCCCUCUUGUCAAAAGAAGUGGAACUCACAGAGAAAGGUGCACUAUUCUCUGUGGUGUCAUCAAUUGAGGUGAUGAGUCAGCUCCUGGCCAGUGUACUGUUCAACAAUUUGUAUCCCGCCACGCUCAGCUUCUUCCCAGGCUUCUGCUUCCUACUGAUGGCUGGAUCUCUUAUCAUUCCUUUAGGCAUACUACAGUGGCUGGAGAUGGACAUUAAGCGUACCAAGUCCUACUCCACUCUUGAGGAGGAAGGUGAGAUUGCAGACGAGACGCGACCUUUAUUACACGACAAGUGAGGGCGUUGUGAGGUAAUGAGUUGGAAGGAUCUCCUGAUACCAGACCGUCUGAUGAUGUACAGGUUACCCAGCAGUCUCCAGAACAACAAGUCCAACCAGACAUAUCCAAUGAACAUGCUAGUGUCUAAGAGAGGUGCAGAUACACAAUGAUGUGCUAUAGAUUGUUCAAAUCGAUUUGAAUUAUUCAUUUUGUUUUUUUAAUGAUUUUUGCCAGUAUUAAUGAGUUUGUAAAUUGUGAUUAUAUUUUUUUCCUUUUUGUUCUACAUACUUUUAUGAUUCCUAUAAGUAUUUUGUGUAUGAAUAUGAGAAAAAGAUACUAAAACAGGAGAAUGUACAUCAUGGAAGAAUAAGUAUACUGCCUGUAUGAGGUACACAGUGAUAAAACCUUACCAUGAGUAUAGGAGAUAAGAGUCAGGC